UUAGCAGGCUAGUUGGCUAGGUAACAGAGAUAUAACUCGAUCUUUAAAACGUCAAUACUUUGAAACGAGGCACGUUUUUAUAUUGGGUGUUUGUGCUUAGACAGGAAAACGAUCUUCUUUAACAGCCACGAGGUGUCUAAACCCGAGUCCUGUUCCCAUCUAACCGCAGUAAGCAACUGUUAUUUUAAUAGUCUGUUUUGUCUAAUUAGUAGAAAUCAUGUUAGCGCUAUUAUUAUUAAUAAACAAUUUACUAUUGUUUUCAUUAGCAGCAUGAAUUAUUUGCUUUGUAGCUCAUGUCUUUAAUAAUGAAUUUAUAACAAUUAUUAUAAUAUACGUCUUUAGCACUCGAUAAACGGUGAGUGAUUAGUGAUUACCUCCUAGCUGGACGAGACGAUGCCUCGAGUCCCCGCCCCGAAUGAGGACCUGAUGGUCGCCAUGGUGAAGGAGCUGAGGGCGGCGCUUGGGAUGGCUUUGUUUGGCGUGGACGUCAUUACGAACAUAGACACACACACACUCACCAUUAUAGACAUCAACAUAUUCCCCGGUUAUGAGGGUGUUCCUCAGUUCUUCUCCUCUCUCCUCAGUCACAUCGAAUAUGUGCUGGACAUGUCACAUGAUCCCAAACAUUGAACGUCUCAAACUCCCACUAAUACACGAUGACUAAGUUUAUAUGGAAAAUGUACUUUUACCGUAU
Ictalurus furcatus (blue catfish) is the source of this 694-nucleotide messenger RNA. Its product is annotated as inositol-tetrakisphosphate 1-kinase-like. The record is from RefSeq and is a predicted model, not a curated record. The coding region runs from base 394 to 630 and encodes 78 amino acids. The transcript is spliced from 2 exons. Gene Ontology annotation, molecular function: magnesium ion binding; inositol-3,4,5,6-tetrakisphosphate 1-kinase activity; inositol-1,3,4-trisphosphate 6-kinase activity. Gene Ontology annotation, cellular component: cytoplasm. NCBI's taxonomy places the organism in Eukaryota, Metazoa, Chordata, Actinopteri, Siluriformes, Ictaluridae. Gene Ontology annotation, biological process: inositol trisphosphate metabolic process.